Messenger RNA from Acanthoscelides obtectus, 381 nucleotides. The record is from the annotation of a GenBank genome assembly. Lineage: Eukaryota; Metazoa; Arthropoda; Insecta; Coleoptera; Chrysomelidae.
AUGGUGGCAAGGCUUGUGUACAUCGCAGCCACUUAUGCCAAUUGCCUCCCGAAUUUUAAAUGGACCGCCAUCUUCCGCCUCUUCAGAAAGAAACUGGUCUUUACACGGCCUUCAUACAUACAAGCAAGCAAAAGAAAUAGAUUAUCACAGGAUAAAAUUCAGAAGCUGGUUGCUAUUCAUUCUAAUUUGGUUAUAAACGAAAAACAGACAUUCAUUUACGAUGCUAGACCAGUUGCACUUUUAGAAGACACUGGCAAAGAUUAUGCUGUUUUGUCCGUCCAUGAAGACGAAGCGGAGAUCGAGUCUGAAUCAGAUGCUUGGUCUGAAGAUUCAAACUCAGACUCAGAUGAAAAUAUACCUCUGAGCGCUUUGGUUAAAUAA